UCGUAUCCCCUGGUACACAGCUACACACUGUCCACGUAUAUCCCUAUCUUUCGCGGCGUUUUCACGUGCUUGCGCACGGCUCCGUAUUUACGUACAUUGAAGAUUCACCCUAAACCCUAAACACCGAAACCAUACCGUGUAGUACGUGUAUAACAAAUCAUUUUGAGUCAGCCUCAGCAAGUAGAAGAACGAGUAGUAUAGUCGCAUACCGCGGUCGCGACGAGCUUCCUGCUUAAAAGUCUACUUUAUAUUUGCUAUCUUGUUUGCUAUGUGCAUGGCUGUAUGCGCACUAUAAGCCUCGAAAAGGUUCUACAGACGUCUAGUUGUAGCGUGUUUCGUUCUGCGGUUUUCGUUGUGUGUGUCUUUUUGUUAUUUUCUGGGAGGGCAAAACGCAACUUCCAAAAUUCGGCCCAAGCCUCCGGCCAAGGUGGCGUCGAACCCCUAUACGCCGACUGGACCCCUGAUCACUCCUGCAGACACGAGCCGCACAGUUUCACCUGCACGCCUUCUGGAAAGAGUUGGCCACAUCGGACACCUCUAAAUCCUUGUCAGGGGUUGGUAGACAAAAAGGUCUUGUUCGUAGGUGACUCGUUUGCUCAAUAUGCACAUAACGCGUUCAUCGUUUGGUUGUCUGGUAAUUACAAGGACGGGGCAAUGCAGGCCAGCCACGACGAAGAGUGUAUUGGUGAAUAUCAAUUUGGCGAGAACGUUAGCUGCCGAUAUCAGGAGAUAUCUGCAACUGGAAAGGAACACUUCUUUUGCAACGGUAGAACGGCUGUAAAGUUCGUCGGCUAUGCACAUGGAGGCAAUUACCCCGGGUUCUUUAACCAGACUUUGCGCGACUACGAUCUGAUUGUGUAUUCGAUAGGGCGGCAUCCUUAUGAUGGCAAUUAUGACGAACGUUCCGGCGUAAAUGAUGCCGAAUCACUGUAUCACAAUGCGUUUCUUAAUUCUUGUAAAGACACGAAUGCAACGGAAAUGUGCGAAAAAGUUGUUUGGCUGGAUACACACGUAAGAAUAUCAGCUCUUUAUACUGACGAAAAAUACGAUAAACAGAUACGGUUCCACAUCGAGUCUCCGACCUGGGUGUUUCGAGGCUGUGGGAUCAGGAGAGUCGCUUCGGUGUGGGAUGCUACGGAGCUUUUAGUCACACAACACCCAGUUGACGCACACGAAAUGUCUUGGGAUAAAGUCCACUACGGCUUGGCAAUAAACUUACUGAAAGCUCACGAAAUUUUCAAUGAGUGGGCAAAGAAAGUACAGUGUGCAGAUGCAAAUCAGAGUUUCGUGUACAACCAUGCGAAACACAUCGAGGUCGAACAAGGGCGGCUAGAAUCUUACGAUUGAUAAAAAACAUGUUUCCUCCGAAGGUUUCCUUCUUGCAUUUUGAAGAAGGUCGACAGCAGGUAGGGGUUACAACCUUAACUGUUAUGAUCUCACAUCACACGUACUAUAUGUACUACCUUAUCAGCUUAUACUAAAUGCUACAGCUACUGCUAUCCCAAUCAAGCUUGGGAACUCCGAAGCGUUUUUUCCUUUUUAGAACCUGUUUACCUUCACUUUACUCAGACUGCAGAGUGUUGUGAGUUUAAUACUGUUUGAACAACAGCACGGCGCAAAGGGUGAUGCACUACCCUUCCGCCACAGCUCGUGUCCUGCACCGGUAAUACACUCCCGAUCGGGCACAAGUUGUUGCUACUGCUCUCACUCAGACCGUUCCGAAACUGUCUUGUCAGUUUCGUCACUUCGUUGCCUCCUGCUCUGUGGCUUACGAGAUCCGGCAUUACCGUGCGCUCACUUGGAUUCAGUUCGCCCCAGGCCUGUCCCAGACUCCACUCGUACCUUUCGGCACAUUCGCGUAUUCUGUGGUUGUGUAUCUUGAACUUGACACGUUGACCCU
Molecule: messenger RNA, 1900 nt
Organism: Micromonas pusilla CCMP1545
Lineage: Eukaryota; Viridiplantae; Chlorophyta; Mamiellophyceae; Mamiellales; Mamiellaceae
Exons: 1
Coding region: 283-1347 (354 amino acids)
Source: RefSeq, a predicted model, not a curated record